This is a messenger RNA of Pyrus x bretschneideri (Chinese white pear), 1200 nucleotides long. Its product is annotated as tripeptidyl-peptidase 2-like. Gene Ontology annotation, molecular function: serine-type endopeptidase activity. The transcript has 3 exons. Gene Ontology annotation, biological process: proteolysis. Bases 133 to 534 code for a protein of 133 amino acids. Lineage: Eukaryota; Viridiplantae; Streptophyta; Magnoliopsida; Rosales; Rosaceae. The record is from RefSeq and is a predicted model, not a curated record.
AAACACCAAAAUACCCUCGGAAGAAAAAGAGUGGAAGAAGAAGACGCCUUACCAGCCGUCAUCUGCCUCACCGGCCAUCCUUCCCACUUCUUCCUCUGCCGUGGCGUCUUCUUUGCCCACAAGGUCUGGGCAAUGCCUUGCUCUGCAAUCGGCGGUGCUGGCGGAGGCGGUGGCGACGGUAAUGGUGCUCUGACCAAUUUCAAGCUGAAUAAGUACACGUUCUUGGCCUCCCUCAUGCCUAAGAAAGAAAUUGGCGUCGAUCGAUUUAUCGAUGCGCAUCCCAACUACGACCGCCGCGGCGCCCUCAUCGCUAUCUUGGAUUCUGGAGUGGAUCCAGCUGCUUCUGGAUUACAAGUUACAUCUGAUGGAAAGCAGAAAGUCCUAGAUGUUCUUGAUUGCACCGGGAGUGGCGAUGUUGAUACUUCCAAGGUAGUCAAGGCCGAUGACAACGGUUGUAAUCGUGGAGCUUCAGGUUUGUUUUUUGAUCUAUCUGUGUGUAUGCAUGUAUGUACUUCUCUUUUUAUUAUUGUUUAGAACAGGAAACAGACACUGCAACAAAGUGUCUAAAUUCAUGGAACAAGAAACAGCCAUUGUAUUGCAGUGUCUGAAUCCAUAAACCUAUUUGAAUCUCAAUACACAAUCAUAGAACAAGAACACUGCAACAAAAUGUCUAAAUCCAUAGAAUCGAAAACAGACACUGCAACAAACCUAUUUGAAUCUCACUGCACAAUCACAAAAUAGGAAACAGACAUUGCAACGAAGUGUCUGAAUCCACAGAACCGGAAAUAGACACUGCAUUGCAGUGUCUGAAUCCACAAACUUAUUUGAAUAUGAAUGCAUAAUCACAUAAUAGGAAAUAGACACUGCAGCGAAGUGUCUGAAUCCACAAACCUACUUGAAUUCGAAUGCAUAAUUACAGAACAGGAAACAGACACUGCAUUGUAGUGUCUGAAAAAUGAAGGUUGAAGGUGGUGGGAGGCGGGAGAGGUUGAAGUAAUGGAGGUUGAAGGUGGGUGGGAGGCGGGGAGGUUGAAGUUUGAAGGUGGUGGGAGGUGCGAUUUACAAUGAAGGAGAUGGAAAUGUUUGGUGUUUUAAAUGGCAAUGACAUUAUUUGUAAUUUUAAUUUGAUUGAGGUUAAUGUAUCUUAAGGUCUCAUUGACCUAUUUAUAAUUCCAAUAAAUUCGAUUGACCUAUUGUUAA